This is a messenger RNA of Musca domestica (house fly), 4104 nucleotides long. RefSeq lists its product as uncharacterized. NCBI's taxonomy places the organism in Eukaryota, Metazoa, Arthropoda, Insecta, Diptera, Muscidae. Gene Ontology annotation, biological process: proteolysis. The coding region runs from base 19 to 1569 and encodes 516 amino acids. The record is from RefSeq and is a predicted model, not a curated record. The transcript is spliced from 2 exons. Gene Ontology annotation, molecular function: aspartic-type endopeptidase activity.
AAACAGUUAAAAAAAAAAAUGUCAAACGAAAAGACAAUGUUGAAGGUCUCCUGGGCCUAUAUGCUAAAGCAAGAAGACUUGGUAACAUAUCUUACUGAAUUCAAUCUUGAUCCAGUUGGAAAAGUGGACGAUCUCCGAAAAAGAUGGGCUAAAUUUCUCCACAACGACCAUGAAGCCGAUGUAUACAGACGGCUUAUAGAGUUGCAGAACAAACAUGAAAGUACCAGUCCGACCAAAUCGCCGACAUUGCGAGCCGUCACAAAACAACCCCUUAUAACCGUAACACCGUGUGGAGCAGAAGCAAUAGUAUUAUCCCCAAUAAAAACAGAGUACGCCCUUCCCCACAUUUCCGCGGAAAGGUCACAUGGAGAGUCAAGCACAGGGGUAACAAACGAUCAAAAAGUACAGAAGAUGUCGCCAACAAACCCCGAAUAUGGAUUUCAAAAAGAUUCUCCGCCCAAGCCAUCCAAUAAUUCGUCGUUACUCGUAAUUCUCGACCAAAUCCGAAAAUGGAAUAUUACUUUUGAAAAUGGUAUGGACCCUAUUGGAUUCGUAGAACGUGUAGAAGAAAUGGCUGAAAUGUACAUCGUGGAAUUGAAUCAAAUAAUUAAAGUAAUGCCAGAGUUGUUACGAGGUAAAGCUUUAAUCUGGCUAAGGAACAACAACCGACACUGGACUACCUGGAACGAAUUUAAGAGUGAUUUUCUGAAAUUCUUUUUGCCACCGAGAUACUUUGAGAAAUUGGAGGAUGAAAUUAGGAGAAGGAUACAGCGUAAUAAGGAGCCGUUUAAGGAAUAUGUACUCUCUAUACAGCAUCUUAUGCAGCACACCAAUAUGACCGAAGAACAAAAAUUGGAACGAAUUUUUAGAAACGCGCAUUCGGAUUAUCAAUGGUACAUUCGCCGUAAAGACUUUACCACACUUUCGGAAUUGAUCUCCUUGGCAGACGAACUCGAAAGCAUACCAAAUAAUUCUCGGUCAGAACAGCCUCGAAAUCAACAAAACUAUAAUCGACGUGCGGACAACUCUAGAAAUAACCUGUAUUGCACCAAUCAAGGUGACCAAGUGCUAAACGAAAGCUCAUCCAAUCCAGAAACGCAGCAGGAUGAACCCCCGGCAAAGAAGAGUAACCAGAAUAGUACAUCAUUGCAAUGUGAAGAAUAUCGCCUUACUGCAACUGUCUUAAUAGAGGGGAAAGCUAUUAAAGCAACUGUCGACACUGGUGCCACUAGCUGUUUUAUAAAAAGAGAAUUUGCGGAAAAAAUCAAGAAAAGGUUUACUUAUUCACGGCAUGAGGCAAAUGUUAUCCUCGCAGACGGCACCACGGUGAACAUCACAAGAUCAACAGUGUUACCUGUUACAUUUGGAAACCAAAGCUCAGAUGUUACAUUUCUCAUCAUGCCGCAAUUCAAGGAAAACAUCAUAUUGGGAUUGGAAUUUCUAAAACAGUUCCACACGACCAUUCACUGCGCCGGUAUAAGUGUCAAAUUAAGUAAGCCAACCACAUCAACGGAGCAUUGUACCGUGGCUAUAGGAGAGGAAACCCCAUCAAAAGAGACAUUAAAUUGACAAUACCCAAACUAAUCAGUGUCCUAAUAUAAGCCCAUACUUCAAAGACCAUCGCAAUUCUCAAAAUUUCAACAUCACGAUGGAGCAAGAUAGCCCCAACACGAAAAAAUUCAAACGGGCGAAGGAGAAAUUUCGAGCUCAUCUGGAACAAGUCGAGGCUCAAAGGCGAAGGACAAUAUUUUUAGACGAAGGUCCUAGUACCAGCCGAAAGAGGAGAACAAAUCAAUACCGUAAGCCCAAAACAAGAUGGCAAGCAGUACCGCAUAAUAAUAUCAGCAGACGGGGUAGUGAAGGUAUCUCUCCGAACUUCUGCAAUUGGUCUCUAACAUACCUUCCUAUUCGACCGAGAUAUAGUCGAACAAAAGUGCCCAUGUCGGAGAAAUAAAAGGUUACAUAACACCCUAGGGCUUCCUGGCUAUUGAAACCCAAUAGCAAUAGAGAAAGCAAAUCAAGGAAUCAAAAAUCAGAGGGAGGAAGAGAUGCCAUGUAACGCCCAAAAGUCAUGCUUUCGUUUUUGGGGUACAUUAUUAUUUUAAAUACCAUUUUUACUCACGUCCCCUAGUAGAAAGAAGUAUACUUAAAAUACAACAUUGGAACCCCUGGUGGCAAAUGGCGGAACUACGCAAAACUGUCAGAUUGGGAUCAGCUGCUGUCAUGAGAAAACAACAAUCGUUGUCCAGCCAAAAAGGUAUAAAAGGAGACGCAUUUCACACAAUCGGGAUCAGUCUUCUGUUGAUGGCUGGUAAGUCAAGUGUGAUUGGGAGGAAGAAAAGGCGCGCAACCUCGGUUGAAUUGAGUCUUAGUAAGCCAAACAAUAAGCCUUGACUAUUUGUGGGGACUGGACUGGACUGAACGCAGGGUCAAGUGAGGGUUGUAGAAAUACUCCCUAUUCUUCGGGCUGCGUUGACGGCGACUGAACGCAGGGUCAAGUGAGGGUUGUAGCAAUACUCCCUAUUCUUCGGGCUGCGUUGACGGCGACUGAACGCAGGGUCAAGUGAGGGUUGUAGCAAUACUCCCUAUUCUUCGGGCUGCGUUGACGGCGACUGAACGCAGGGUCAAGUGAGGGUUGUAGCAAUACUCCCUAUUCUUCGGGCUGCGUUGACGGCGACUGAACGCAGGGUCAAGUGAGGGUUGUAGCAAUACUCCCUAUUCUUCGGGCUGCGUUGACGGCGACUGAACGCAGGGUCAAGUGAGGGUUGUAGCAAUACUCCCUAUUCUUCGGGCUGCGUUGACGGCGACUGAACGCAGGGUCAAGUGAGGGUUGUAGCAAUACUCCCUAUUCUUCGGGCUGCGUUGACGGCGACUGAACGCAGGGUCAAGUGAGGGUUGUAGCAAUACUCCCUAUUCUUCGGGCUGCGUUGACGGCGACUGAACGCAGGGUCAAGUGAGGGCUGUAGCAAUACUCCCUAUUCUUCGGGCUGCGUUGACGGCGACUGACGUACUCAUCGGGCUGCUGCUGUGCCAAAGCUGCCGCCACCCGAUUCGGCGUGCGCGUAUUCAUCAGGCCGCCGCUGUGCCAAGCUGCCGCCACUACUACUCGCCGCUGACGUAUUCAUCGGGCCGCCGCUGUGCCAAAGCCGCCGCCACCCUAUUCGCCGCUCGCCUAUUCAUCGGGCCGCCGCUGUGCCAAAGCCGCCGCCACCCUAUUCGCCGCUCGCCUAUUCAUCGGGCCGCCGCUGUGCCAAAGCCGCCGCCACCCUAUUCGCCGCUCGCCUAUUCAUCGGGCCGCCGCUGUGCCAAGCUGCCGCCACUACUACUCGCCGCUGACGUAAUCAUCGGGCCGCCGCUGUGCCAAAGCCGCCGCCACCCUAUUCGCCGCUCGCCUAUUCAUCGGGCCGCCGCUGUGCCAAGCUGCCGCCACUCUAUUCGUCGCUCGCCUAUUCAUCGGGCCGCCGCUGUGCCAAAGCCGCCGCCACCCUAUUCGUCGCUCGCCUAUUCAUCGGGCCGCCGCUGUGCCAAGCUGCCGCCACUACUAUUCGUCGCUCGCCUAUUCAUCGGGCCGCCGCUGUGCCAAGCUGCCGCCACUCUAUUCGUCGCUCGCCUAUUCAUCGGGCCGCCGCUGUGCCAAGCUGCCGCCACUACUACUCGCCGCUGACGUAUUCAUCGGGCCGCCGCUGUGCCAAAGCCGCCGCCACCCUAUUCGCCGCUCGCCUAUUCAUCGGGCCGCCGCUGUGCCAAGCUGCCGCCACUCUAUUCGUCGCUCGCCUAUUCAUCGGGCCGCCGCUGUGCCAAGCUGCCGCCACUCUAUUCGUCGCUCGCCUAUUCAUCGGGCCGCCGCUGUGCCAAGCUGCCACCACUGCUACCCGUUUAUUAACAUUUCGACUGAACUUUGUGAUUUAGUGUUCUUCGUAAAACGUUCUGAACGUGAUUUUAUUGUGUUUAGUGUAGUGUUUAGUGUUAUUUAAGGAAAUAAAUUUAUAACGUUUUAAGAAAAUAUUUUUGCUUCGCUCUCUCUCUCUUUAUGUCCUAACAAAUAAAUUUUUGUGACGACUCUGGCCCCCGCUGAACCUACCCCAGCUUCAAAGUGAAAACACG